AUGGAAACCAGGGUGUUGAUAAUCAUCCUGCUGCUCUUAACGAUGGUGCGGGCCGCAUCCAAAUACUACGAUGGUCCCAUACGUCCGUACGAGUUUGGCUUUAACAUCGAAGGACACCAGCACAGGAAGGAAUCCAAAGAUAAAAAUGGCAUCAUUAUGGGCGAGUUCGGGUUCAUUACCGCCGAUAAUGUCUACCAUGUCACGGUGUAUGCCACCGACGAGGACGGUAACUUUAAGAUUGUCAGCAUGAAGAACUAUAAACUAGGCCCAACGACACCGCCUCCGGCACCUCCACCACUCCCAGCAACCACCACCACCACCACGGCCGCACCGACGACGGCAUCGACGACACCGCAACCAUUUCGCAUAAUCACCACCGCCAAAUCGAUCGUUCCGCUCACCACACCGAAACCCUCCAACCUGGCGGCCUGCUCGGGAUGCAAAAUUCCCGAACCGCCGAUGCCCUCAACGCAACCACCGCUGCCCGAAACUAGCACGCUGUACGUACCACCGUUCAAAAUCGUCAAUAAGAACGACCUUGAGCCGGUGGGCGGUAAAACUAUGCCCGGUUCGGUGACGACCACGACCUUGGCUACGGUGAGCGGAACCGAAACACCGCAAGAUGUGCCACAAAAGCUGGUGGCAAAAUCCGACAAAGAUGCGCCGGGUCGUCCGAAAACAGGUGGUGGCUCGAAUGGGACAGCAACUACCAACGCGAACGCAGGUGAUCGGAAUCAACCCACGAAAGCGGGCAUCAAAUCGAACGAGCAGGCAAGCUUGGAACGAAAAACGCCCAAAGAACCACACACCCAAACCCAUUCACGAUCAGACAGACCCGACAAGGAUGACAGAACCACCGCCAGGAACGAUAAGGACGAUCCCAUGAAGCUGAUUGAGAUGCACACCGCCAAUAUGAUCCAGCACAUCCUAAACGGGCUGCUCUACCGGUUCAACUACACCGCUGGGUAUCACGGCCAUCACGAGCAGGGUGAUCGGCAGGGUAAUAAGGAGGGCGGCUACUACGCGAUCGGUCGUGACGGCAUUCGGCGGGGUGUGAGCUAUAAGGCGAAUGAGUUCGGGUUCCAGCCACACAUCAAGUUUGAGAAGGUUACCCCCGAGGAAACGCCACGAGAGGAAACGGAAAAGCAGGCGGGUUUGAAAGGAUUCGACUUCAAGUGGUUCUACGGUUCGUAA
Messenger RNA from Anopheles marshallii, 1194 nucleotides. It is a transcript of the gene l(3)mbn, whose product is annotated as protein lethal(3)malignant blood neoplasm 1. Gene Ontology annotation, cellular component: chitin-based extracellular matrix. Lineage: Eukaryota; Metazoa; Arthropoda; Insecta; Diptera; Culicidae. The transcript has 4 exons. Bases 1 to 1194 code for a protein of 397 amino acids. The record is from RefSeq and is a predicted model, not a curated record. Gene Ontology annotation, molecular function: structural constituent of chitin-based larval cuticle.